GGAGUUGAAAUGACAUAGAAAAGUCUUCAAAGUGCUGACUGCGAAAUGAGCUCCUUCCACUUGAUGCUGAAAGGAGGUAAACUGAAACUCCAAGAAUGAUGAUCAGCUCAUUGGCAAGUUACAGGAAAACCACAUACAAGGCAACUAAAUAAAGACUAUGCAAAAGAUGACAUCUACGGUUUUGCUCAUUGGUUGUCUCAUUCUACUGAUACCUCUGUUCAGUGCUGAAAAAUGUGUUAUUUGUGAUUACUUUGUGCUUGUUGGAGAGCCUACAGCUAUUAGCUGCCCAAUAAUUACAUUGCCAGUGCUUCACUCUGAUUACAAUCUGACAUGGUAUAAAAAUGGUAGCGCUACACCAGUAACCACAGAGAGAGAUGCCAGGAUCCAUCAGCGAGAGGGCUUGCUUUGGUUUAUUCCUGCAACGCUGGAAGAUUCUGGACUUUAUGAAUGUGAUGUAAGGAGCCUUAACCACUCUAACAAAAAAACUAUAAAUUUAACAGUUUUUAAGAACGAUAACGGUUUGUGUUUUAACGAAAAAAUGAAGUUUGAACAAAAAGUGGUGAGCACAAAUACUGGAAAGAUUAUAUGCCCUGAUCUAGAACAUUUUAAAGAUGAAGACAAUAAUCAACCUGAAGUACACUGGUAUAAGGAGUGUAAGCCUGGAUUUCUUGAAGACAAGCGACUUCUUUUGGCAGAGGGUGAAAAUUCUGUCUUGAUUUACAACGUAACUGUACAAGACAGAGGAAACUACACAUGCCGUAUGGUAUAUACAUACAUGGGAAAACAAUAUAAUGUUUCACGAACCAUAAGUCUAGAGGUUAAAGAAGGACCACUGCACAUGAUACCAGAGUUUAUUUACCCGAAGAACAAUACAAUUGAAGUAGAACUUGGCUCUCAUGUAGUUAUGGAAUGUAAUAUAUCAAGUGGGAUAAAUGGCUUGAUUCCAUUCUGGCAAGUUAAUGAUGAGGAUGUUGAUAGCUUUGAUAGCACCUACAGGGAACAGUUUUAUGAAGAGGGGAUGCCUCAUGGACUUGCUGUAUCUGGAACAAAAUUUAACAUUUCAGAAGUAAAAGUAAAGGAUUAUGCUCAUAAAUUUUUCUGUCACUUCAUAUAUGCUUCUCAACAAUUUACGGCCUACAUCAAAUUGGAACGCCCAGCUCAGAACAUUCAGCAUUACUUAAUUGGAGGAGGAGUUUCUUUGGUAUUUUUAGUAUUUUUUACUCUCUUUAUCUACAAGAUCUUCAAAAUUGAUAUUGUGCUUUGGUAUCGGGACUCCUGCCAUCCCUUCCUGGGUAAAAAAGUUUCAGAUGGGAAGAUCUAUGAUGCUUAUGUUCUGUAUCCAAAGAACAGAGAGAGCUGCUUGUAUUCAUCAGAUAUUUUUGCUCUGAAGAUACUGCCAGAGGUCUUAGAAAGACAGUGUGGAUAUAACCUCUUCAUAUUUGGGAGGGAUGAUUUACCAGGAGAAGCUGUGAUCAGUGUUGCUGAUGAAAAAAUCCGUCAAAGUAGAAGAGUGAUAAUUGUUUUAGUACCAGAACCCUCCUGUUACAGUAUUCUAGAAGAUGUGUCUGAAAAGCAGAUAGCCAUGUAUAAUGCUCUUAUCCAAGAUGGCAUUAAAGUAAUUCUCAUUGAACUUCAAAAAAUACAAGAUUAUGCAACCAUGCCAGAAUCCAUCAAAUAUAUUAAGCAAAAGCAUGGGACUAUCCGAUGGAAAGGGGACUUCUCAGAAAGGUCUCACUCAGCCAGUACCAGAUUCUGGAAGAAAGUGCGCUACCACAUGCCAUCCAGAAAAAAUGGAUCUUCAUCAGGAUUGCAUUUGUUACCAAAAGACUUUAAUUCUCCCUAA
Molecule: messenger RNA, 1843 nt
Organism: Nipponia nippon (crested ibis)
Lineage: Eukaryota; Metazoa; Chordata; Aves; Pelecaniformes; Threskiornithidae
Source: RefSeq, a predicted model, not a curated record